Messenger RNA from Cryptotermes secundus, 6334 nucleotides. RefSeq names its product uridine phosphorylase 1. Gene Ontology annotation, molecular function: uridine phosphorylase activity. The transcript is spliced from 7 exons. Lineage: Eukaryota; Metazoa; Arthropoda; Insecta; Blattodea; Kalotermitidae. Gene Ontology annotation, cellular component: cytosol; cytoplasm. Gene Ontology annotation, biological process: uridine catabolic process; nucleotide catabolic process. The record is from RefSeq and is a predicted model, not a curated record. The coding region runs from base 146 to 1162 and encodes 338 amino acids.
CAGUUGUAGGCACGUCACCUGGAGCGAGUUGCGGGCGGUAGUACAGUGCUCGCGAACAGGGGAAGAGGUCGCUAGUCGCUGCUGCUAAACUGGGGGUGUGGUGCGAGUUAGCUAUGAGCUGUGAUACCUUUUGUUAGUGGCCAACAUGUCUUCCGACGAAGAACUUGAUGAGUACCCCGAUGGCACCGUCAAGCUACGGAACCCGAACAUAGAGCUGAUGGACCAGGAUAUUUUGUACCACCUGGCACUAGGCAGCGAGUCACAUGAUCUGGUCAGCAUGUUCGGCGAUGUGAAGUUCGUGUGCAUGGGCGGGACCCCUAAACGCAUGGAGCAGUUUGCUUACUACAUCAUGGAGGAAAUCGGACACAAGCUGCCGGCCGGAACAAUGCUACAGGACAUCAGCCAGUACUCCUACCGCUACUCCAUGUACAAAGUGGGGCCCGUUCUAUCCAUCAGCCACGGGAUGGGAAUCCCUUCGGUCGGCAUCUUGCUGCACGAAGUCAUCAAGCUCAUGUACCAUGCAAAGGUGCGGGACCCGAUAUUCUUCCGCAUCGGCACGUGUGGGGGCAUCGGUUUGGAAGGUGGCACUGUCGUUAUAACCGAGGACGCCGUGGACGGAAUGAUGCAGCCUUUCCUCGAACUGUCAGUACUGGGUAAACUGGUGAAGCGACCUGCAAAACUGGACAAGAAGUUGGCACGAGAACUGCGAGCCUUGUCGGAGCCUGAUGACCCAUACGAAACUGUCACUGGCAAAACCAUGUGCACCUAUGACUUCUACGAAGGUCAAGGACGGCUAGAUGGUGCAUUCUGUGACUUCACAGAGUCAGACAAAAUGCAGUAUCUUAACAGAAUCCACAAGGCAGGAGUUGUCAACAUCGAAAUGGAGUCCUUAUCUUUUGCAGCACUUACACAUCAUGCGGGUAUCAAGUCAGCUGUCAUAUGUGUCACACUCAUGGACAGGCUAAAGGGAGAUCAGGUGCUGGCACCUAAGGAAGUACUGGAUGAGUGGCAGCAGAGACCCUGCAGCCUUGUCUCCCGUUACAUCAAGCGGUACUUGAGCAUGAAAGGCCACCUGUCACUGGACGGACACUGUGGCUCCAUGUGCGUCAAAAGCCCACGGAGAUUCAAACUCGUUCAGCAGGAGUCUGAGAACUAUGACUAGAUGACCACCAUUGCUACUUCAUAGGUAAAGAAGAGGCUUCUCUGUUGCGUUACAUGAGUUUUCAGACUGCUGGGAGAACCGAAGUCUUUCGUUUCAUGAGAGCAGUUGCUAAUAAAGGGAUUAUCAGUUAUUUUCUUAGGAGCAAACUGAACUCAGACCUUUCCAUCAUGUCUUUAGUUUUUUCUGGUGCUCUUUUCUCACAUUUUUUAAUGAAAAUGAAUGUACUGUAGACCCUCAUUUUAUGCCAGGGUUGUGUUCCUGGAGAUGCCGGCAUGUAUUGAAUUGACAUAGAUGAAAGCCUAAUUAUUAUACAUAUUUCAAUGGGAUGCAUUACAAGUAUAGAAAAGUUUAGACUUCUUUCACAAAAUAAUACAAAACAUUUAUAUAUUUUACAAACAAACACUAUAUGCUCCCAUUCAUAUCACAUUUGUUCUGCAGUAAAAUAUAAUUAUGUGUGGGCGUUACUGAUGAGAGGAAUGCCCUGGCUGUAGACUGUGAGGGUCAAGUGGAUCAUCUUCUGCCAUAUCUGAAUUAAUUGAAGGCUGCUCAGCAAGGUUGGCUGCCUUGCUUCAUGCCUCCUCUCCUGCAGAACAUGGCAGCAAUGCUACAACACUGCAUUGACUCCUCAUCUAACAGAAGAGCUCUGUUCCCAGUCAGGACCACUGUUGCCUAAUGUCUGCAGGCACCUAUCAACACCCAGCAGAUCAUGGCUUUCUACAGAACACAAAACAGGCUCUUUUUAUUCUUCCUGUUCCUGAGCAAGGACCGUCCUUGGUAGCAGGAGCACAGUAUAUAAUUUUCCAGAAAUUGGGGGGAACACAAAGGAAAUUAAUAUAAAAUUUUUGAACUGACAGGUACAAGUAUCCUAAUUGGCAUACAUCAAACUGUCGUAAACCAAGGGCCCACUGUGAAUCAUUGCUUUUCAGUGACACUGAAAAUUUAAUAACAUUAAUUAAAUACCUCAGCACUGCUUAGUAACUGUCCCCUUUGUACAGUAAAAAUUAAAAAGGGACUUUUCAAUUUAAAUUAUUUAUAACUGACAUAUGAGUGCUUGCUGUGUGUUUUUCAGCAAUAUUUGAAAUGAAGGGGUAUGAGGGUAUGAAGUACAAUAUAAUGGAGGGGACAAAAUUCAUUAAGCUCUGAGAACCCAGAAACAUAUUUAAACUGGUAUUCAGAAUAUACUAUUAAGCUGACUAUGUAAUGACUCAUACUUUCCUACAUUCCUUCUAAAAGAGAAAAUAUUAGAGAAAACCCUUACAUUAUUAAGCAAAAUUUGGUUCUGAAUGUCUCAUUUGAAUGAACUGUCUUCUUAAGAAGCAAGAUACCAAUUUCUUAUGAAUACAAGGCUUCAGUUCUUUCAGCAGCAAGUAUUCUCAAAGUAUGGCAAAACAUGGAACAUGGAGCAUUAUAUGAGGACACUGUGUGAUUCCAAAGGACACAAAGAGAUCUAUGGAAGCACAAUUUGAAAGUGAAGCAGAAGACGUUUAACAGACCAUGUAGGGCCAUCAAUGUUCAAAAUAACAGGCAAAGGUGAUUAUUAAGCACUGAUACUGAAAGGAUACACCCAACCACUGCUGCUCUUCUUUUGAUUGUACUUAUAUGGAUUCGGUUUCCUUGGGUAUUACAAUCAAAUUGACAUACUGACCAAAACUAAACCUGACCACAAUACAGACCACAUCCCUAACACUGGAUGCACUUGCUUUGCAUUUGGGAGGUUAGUUUCACUAAGAUUAUUCUUAUUUUUCCUCAGCCUCUGAAUGUAAUGUUGUGGUAGUAUCUUAAAAUAUCCCACAACUGUUUUCUUCUUAAUUCAUUAUUACUUGCUCCUUGCACAAAGAACACAAAUACAACUCCAAAGCUAAUGAAUGGAUUUUGAUUAACUCAGUACAGAUGGUCUAUACUAAAAGUCUUCAGGUAAAUUUAAUUUUGGUUAGCUAUUACUCAAACAUAACCUCUACUUCCAAUACAUUCUGAAAAUAAAUACUUGAAUGGCUGAAGCUGAUCAGUUUGGGCAAUCUUGACACUGAUUCUUUACAGCUGUAGACUGUAGAUCUUGUUGAAAACGUGUAAUUUUACCUCACUUUCAAAAUUUAUUUUGCAAUAUCAAAUGACAUGCAGCAAAUACAGUAUAAUUUUUGUUUAUGUACAUGAAGAUAUAAAUGUGGAAAAGUAUUGCAUGCAUAUGUUAAGAGUCUCUAAGUUCCACUGAACUGGAAGGAAAUGAUACAGAUUGUGAAGGCACGUGAUAUGCCAAGGAAAUCGAGUGCAGCAAAGAGUUUGCUGUACAGGGUUUUGUCAUUCCAGUUAAAGCUAAAGUUGUCCUUGUGCCUACACAUUAAACCUUGAAAGUAUGUAGGAUGGAUGGAAGUAAAAUACCACACAUUCUGGAUCUUAACAUUAGACAGAGGCAAGUGUUAUUAGUGAUCUGUUGCAAUACACGGUUUCUCUUCAUGCUGAUGCUGUUACAUCAGCUACAUUAAACGUCGUUUAUAUAUAAUAUUUUAGAAUUAUGAGUAUGUAAUAGGACAUUUAACCUUCUACUGGUGUAGCAAGAAAAAUGGUCAAAUGUGCAAAAGACAUAUGGGAUUGAGCAGUGUAAUAUUCAACAUUUAGCAGAAUAAUAUUCAAUAUCUAUGUCUAAAAUAUCAGGUGUUAAAGAUAAGUCAAACAAAUAAUUCCAGGAAAAUAUUAGCUAGUUAAGAGUAUAACAUGAAGUUUUUGGUGGUAAUUCACAGAAAAUCAAGUAAAUUGAUAAACCUGCAUAUUAUGCAAUAAUACAUACAAGAGUGUGCAAUGAAAUCUGAUAAACCUGCAUAGUAUGCAAUAAUACAUACAAAGUGUGCAAUGAAAUCUGAUAAUGCCUACAUUUUCUAUUUCCCAUAAACUCUAUAGUAAGGCACUGUCAUCAGUGAAAUAAUUAUUGGAACGUAAAUACUAUAAAAUAGCAAUGACUUCAACUUGAGUUUCAUAAGGAAUACUAUAAAAGCAGAGAAAUACAUUUUCACUGUAGAUAUUGUCAUGUGUUGGGUGUAUAAAGCGACAAAUAACUUCACGCCGUAUUGGAUAUAGCGAAUUUAUUGCACAUUUGCUCUUACAAUCACACAGUUUACAAUCUCACAAUUAAUGCCAUCGGCAGUAUCACAAAUAGUAGACUGCAAAUGCUCUUCCCUGGCCAACUCGUAACUAACUUGAGUAGUCUUCGCUGCUCCUUAUUUAGCCCCAUUACGGACAACACAGAAAACAGUUACAUAAUAGGCACCACUGUUGUCUGACACCGUGUUUGCCGACAGCCUAGCAACGCUGUCAGGAGUUGUUUACUGGUGAGUACCAAUGGUGGCAUCCCGUGUUACGUCACCGCUGGGGAGGGAGGGGGGUGUCCAACAUAGCGCAACACGUCACACUGCUCCUUCCAUAAGGCUGUUCGUCCUGAAUAGCCUAACGGUGCACCCCCAUUCCCUUUCUUUGGAGGCUGUGCUUUCUGCAUCUCCUGUUUUGGCUACUCUUCGCAGCGACUAUUAUCUGGCCAUUAGAAUAUAAAUUUGGCAAUAUCACUGCUUUAAUGGAAAAAUUAUAAAUCAUCAUCAUUACCCUCAUCAUCAGUAUUAUGGAUUAAGUACUUUAUCUCUUCCCGUUACAGGAAUUAUGGAUGUCUCUUCUGUUUUCCUGCUGGCAUGAUUUUAUUCUUUGUGUAUAAACACACAAUCUCUGUGAUUCGGUUUUCAAGCUUUCUGUCCAAAUGCUGCAGGCGCACCUUUUGGUAUUUUUUUAUUAAUGGACUGACCCUGUUAUUCCCAGUCAUUCUUUGAUAUUUUCAUUGCAUUUAUAAUCUUUCAUUCUGAAUCCUGCAUGCACUUAAGGGAAUAAAAUUACAGAUGGAACUGAUAACGAAACUGUUGUUCCCACUGUAUCUGAUUUGCAUUUACUAAUAAUGCCACAAAACCAUCUAAGAUUAUAAUGGUUCAAUUAAAAGAAUUAUGAAGGUUUCUUCCUUAGGUCCCUUACUUAUGCAAACAAUGAUCUAUUUUGAACAUGCUUUUAAAUAGCACACUGGCAAUCAUACAGUAUCUGUGUUACCCCUUACUGUACCAAUGAUGAUGGCACAAUAGGUAAAUUAUAAGACUGUCAUUUAGUAAGAACCUAUAAUGAAAAAUGUGUCCAAUUUUUUUAAUAAAACCAAUAUUUGGCAGGUGUAAAUGGCUAAAACUAACAGUUUCCAACCCAAUAGGGCAUGAUUUGCUAGAACUCCCAUCUGGCCUAAGUAGCAUGGUUAGUUUUCUGUACCGCAUGUAAUUCAUAUACUCAGCAUAUUUAUAGAUAACAAUUAACCAUGAAAAGUUUAACUUUUUGGAUUAUUCUUCUGAUUUUAGACAUCAUCAUGUCUCUUACAAUUUUGUUCCAUUUUCAUGAAGGUAUCUUGAAAUUCCUGUACAGAUAAGUCAUUGCAACUAGUUAAUUAGACAGUUUAAUUGGUGUUAUGUAUUGCCUGAAAAAUAUAUUUAAAUGUUCAUUUUCAGUUAUUCUUAAAUAUGUUUUGCUUAACAACUUGUCCUAGACAACAAUGCAUUUAAUACAGCAUUUUCAGGUUAGGUUAGGUCUGCACUCACAACACUGUGUCCCUCGUCUUAACUACUUUCAACUCUAGUCUUACUGUUCCAAAAUAUCGUGUUCCACCUGGCAUUGCAGUAAUUUCCUAAAAGCUGACACAGUGUAUUUAAAAAUCAUGACAUUCAUAUAAACCAUAGCUACACUAUAAUAAGAUCAGGGAGAUCAAUGUAAAAAUUGAAAUAUAGAAUUUAUAAAAUGAAUUGCUCCAUUGCCAAACAGCCUUUCAAAAAUAACUUCAGAUGAAAAAUUGUUCACACUUUAGAGUCUACUGGUAACAGUCAGUUAUCAUUCUCUCUAACUUCUGUAUUCAUUAUAUGCUGGAAUAUGGCUGAAACAUAAAAGCAAUGGAGGAUCUACACCCAACAUACAGAACAUGUGGCAGAUGACAUCAGUGGAGGUGAAAUAACAAUGCAACUAACACACAUGAGUGUGCAGUAAUGACACAUAUUUGCAAUAGCAUGCACAUGAACUGAUGAGACAUGGACAACAUUGUGUUAACGCUUGCUAAGUAACUAAUUUACUUACUAGCUCCAAAGAUUAGACUCCUUCUUGAAAAACUAACAGUCG